Messenger RNA from Amphibalanus amphitrite, 1882 nucleotides. RefSeq names its product complexin-like. The transcript is spliced from 8 exons. Gene Ontology annotation, cellular component: terminal bouton; SNARE complex. Gene Ontology annotation, biological process: regulation of neurotransmitter secretion; neurotransmitter transport; synaptic vesicle exocytosis. Lineage: Eukaryota; Metazoa; Arthropoda; Thecostraca; Balanomorpha; Balanidae. Bases 471 to 905 code for a protein of 144 amino acids. Gene Ontology annotation, molecular function: syntaxin binding. The record is from RefSeq and is a predicted model, not a curated record.
UCGGACGCCGGCCGACGGUCAGGGGCGCGAAUCGUCCGCCGCCACCGCAUGGUAGUGCGCCGGCCGUGCUCUCCGCCCGAGUGGGGACAUGUGAGCGGCCUGCCGGCCGGCAGGGGACAGCGUCGAACCAGCUAACGGUCGGCCGGCGCGCGGCACGUGACCAAGAUGGCCGCCUUCGUGGCGAAACAGAUGAUGGGCAGUCAGCUGAAGGCCGUCAAAGUGUUGAGAAGGAUGCUGUGACGUGGCCCAACUUUCUAUCUGUUCUUUCUCUACAAAGCGCCCCUGCGACCCUGUCCCUUCACUGCCGGUCGCCCCUCCCUUUCUCUGUCCCUCUCCUCCCUCCCUCUCUGUCUCUCUCGCUCCCCGCUCGCACCGCUCGCGCUCUGCAAGUGAUCACCGGUGACUCGGCGGGCCGAUCGUCCAACUCCUCUUCACUCGAGCGCCUCUGCGGCCGGCCAAACUAGCCAGCCAUGUUCGGAAUGCUCAACCCGAUGAGCGCCGUCACCAGCCAGCUGCCGGGCGCCGGCGGCGGCGAUGACGACGGCGACAAAGAGAAGGAGGAGGAGGCGGAGAGAGAGCGGCUGGAGGCCAUCGCAGAGGCCGAGGAGCGCCGCAAGGAGAAACACCGCAAAAUGGAGGAGGAGCGCGAGCAGCUGCGGCAGGGCAUCCGCGACAAGUAUAACAUAAAGAAGAAGGUGGUGGAGGAGGCGGCGAUGCCGGCCGAGCCCGACAACCCGCUGAUGCGGAAGAAGAAGACGCCCGAGGAGCUGGCCCGCGAGGCGGAACUGGCAGACCAGGACGAGUUCACCAAACUGAAAAACUCGCUGGAAACGCAAGUGAACGAAAUAAAGCAGCAGAUCGAAGAGAAGAUGAGGUCAAUCCAUGGGAAGUGUGUUUUGCAAUGAGGCGGCCCUCAAGCGGGACUAUGCAAGCGGCCGCCCAGCUGCGGCCGACUGGCGGACCGCUGAGCUGAACUGAGCGGACCGGGCACGCCGCUGAACGGAGAUCUGGCACCGGGCGUGCCCCCGCCUGCGGCCGGCGCUGCCGUGCGGCCGCGGGGAGACGCGUCGGUCCGUCCGAGCGCCGCUGCCGCCGCGCGCCGACCGCAGGCCGCCGCCGCCGCCGCCGCCGGCGCGCCGGGCCGGCCGCCGUGCGCUGGCCGGCCGGGCCGUCCGCGCGCCCUCGCCGGCCGUGACUUCUGGACCCCCGCAGUGGCGGCGGCGACCCUCGGCCCUCCCCUGGGUGUGCUCUGUACGUCUGUGUGUCCCGGCACAGGGUCGCGGCCGCCCCUGUCCACGGCUGGCGGGCGGCGCCGCGGCGCGCGCCCCACCACUGGCGGCCCCCCUCCCCUCCCCGCGUCCCCUCGGUCACUGUCGCCCGCCCCCGCCCCCGCCCCGAGCGGCCGCCGGCGCGGGGCGCGCGCCGCCCUCCGACCGUCCGGCCGCCACGGCGAGUCGGCCGGCGCGGCGAUACACACACGGCCGCCAGUCGCCAGCCGAGACCGCUCCCGCUCCCGUGUCUGUGUAACAAAGGUACCAAAGUCUUAGCAACGAGUGUCGGCCGGCGGGCCGCGAACUGGACGCCGCCGCGGCGAGAGUAGCCUAGCGCGCGCGGCGCCGCGCCGCCGCUGGUGUACAGCGGUGGCCUGUGCAGUGGUAGCCGUAGCGCGCGCCCGGCCGGCGGUCUCAGCACCGCUCCGUAGGCCUUAUCUUGUUUGGGCGCCGCCGCUAUUUCGCCGGUAGGCCUGUAGCCAGGCCCGGCUUGGUUGCGCUCGCCGGCGUCCGGCAGAGCCCCCUCGCCAGGCCGUUGUAGGCAUCAGGCGUUCCUUGUUAUUGUGCAGACGUUUUGUUAUAACAGGAAUAAAUCUUACGGUGAAAACUGC